Molecule: messenger RNA, 483 nt
Organism: Dendrobium catenatum
Lineage: Eukaryota; Viridiplantae; Streptophyta; Magnoliopsida; Asparagales; Orchidaceae
Product: cysteine proteinase inhibitor-like
Exons: 2
Coding region: 91-468 (125 amino acids)
Molecular function (GO): cysteine-type endopeptidase inhibitor activity
Source: RefSeq, a predicted model, not a curated record
UCUGUUGUUUUUCUUUUGUGCUUUUUUUCUUCUUUUGCUCUCGCAAUCGGUUUACACCAAGGCGUAGGGGACGAGGAUCAAGUGAUCGCCAUGGCUACUCUGGGAGGUGUUCGUGAUGUGGAGAAUAAUCAGAACAGCGUUGAGAUCGAGGAGCUUGCCCGCUUCGCUGUCCACGAGCACAACAAGAAGGAGAAUGCUCUGCUGGAGUUUGCUCGUGUGGUGAAGGCCAAGGAGCAGGUGGUAGCGGGAACUCUUUAUCAUCUCACUUUGGAGGCGAUAGAUGCCGGGAUUAAAAAGCUCUACGAGGCAAAGGUGUGCACGAAACCAUGGCUUAAUCAUAAGGAGCUGCAGGAAUUCAAGCAUACUGGGGAUGGAGAAUCGGCCAGCUUCACCUCGGCUGACCUUGGUGCCAAGCGAGGUAAUGAAGAAUGCCUUUUUUUCUCAUUUAGGUUUCUGUCAUUUCUGUAAUGUUUUUUUGGGAGC